AUGAGUUCUGCAUCGGACGGGCGCAAAAACCGCCCCAGAUCGGCCGGGACCAUCUUCCAGAUCGGCAAGCCCCUCUACCGAGACCCCCAGCGGCGGGAGAGCACGGAGAGUAGCCGCCGAGCCCAGCGCUCCGUGGCCGACUGCAGGAUGAUCGUGCAAGAGUUCAACACGCUGGUGGCUCUGUACCGCGAGCUGGUCAUCUCCAUCGGCGAGAUCACUGUCGACUGUCCCAACUUGCGGGCUGACAUGCUGAGGACUCGAACCAAAGGCUGCGAGAUGGCCAGGGCCGCACACCAUAGUCUCACCUUGAUAGCAGGGCCAGAGGACGGCGAGAUUCACCCGGAGAUCUGCAGGCUCUUCAUCCAGUUGCAGUGCUGUCUGGAGAUGUACAUCACCGAGAUGCUCAAGUCCUUCUGCUUGCUGGGAUCCCUGCAGCUCCACAGGAAAGGCAAAGACUCCUGUAGCUUCGUCCCCUCAGUGGACAAGAAGACCGAGGAGAGCUUGGACGUCCCCAUCCUUGAGGACACGUCCUCCUCGCCCACCGACGGCCCUCCGCUCGGCGGGGUGGUGGCCACGGACAUAGAAAACAUUGAAAAGGACAUGAGGGAAAUGAAGAACCUUCUCAGUCAACUCAGGGAGACGAUGCCUUUACCGCUGAAGAACCAAGAUGACAGCAGUUUGCUGAACCUGUCUCCCUACCCACUGGUCCGACAGAGGAAGAGACGCUUCUUUGGCCUCUGUUGCUUGGUAACCAGCUGA
Molecule: messenger RNA, 759 nt
Organism: Phycodurus eques (leafy seadragon)
Lineage: Eukaryota; Metazoa; Chordata; Actinopteri; Syngnathiformes; Syngnathidae
Gene: rgs7bpa
Product: regulator of G protein signaling 7 binding protein a
Exons: 6
Coding region: 1-759 (252 amino acids)
Biological process (GO): G protein-coupled receptor signaling pathway
Cellular component (GO): nucleus; postsynapse; neuron projection
Source: RefSeq, a predicted model, not a curated record